Molecule: messenger RNA, 2846 nt
Organism: Xenopus laevis (African clawed frog)
Lineage: Eukaryota; Metazoa; Chordata; Amphibia; Anura; Pipidae
Gene: apcdd1.S
Product: adenomatosis polyposis coli down-regulated 1 S homeolog
Exons: 5
Coding region: 280-1827 (515 amino acids)
Biological process (GO): negative regulation of Wnt signaling pathway
Cellular component (GO): plasma membrane
Molecular function (GO): Wnt-protein binding
Source: RefSeq, a predicted model, not a curated record
CAGCUCAGUGGGUAAUUGACGGGGGACGGGCUGAGGGACAGGCAGAGCGGACAGCGCUUCUAAUAUUCUUGCCUGGGACUGACCUCUCCUACUAAUCUCUCUCCCUGUACUGAUGCUGUGACACUCCGGGUGAGGAACGGAAUGGCCGUGCCCUUUGGCGCUGAUACCCCGCGCUACUGAGCCGGGGCAAUAGGAAAGCCCGGUCCUUAUUGGAUGUAGCGCUGAAUAACCAGGGACUUGUGUUGUGGAUCUUUAGGGACAUUGUGGAGCCGAGCGGCCAUGGGAAUCUCCAGCUACUCCCCGAGCCUCAUCUCCUGCUUCUUCCCUCUCAUCACCCUGCUCGAUAUAGGAAAAAUCUCGGCUCUCACAUUACCGGACACCAGGCUACACACGCAUUUUCUGGAGAAGAGUCCAUGGAGAGAAUUCCAGUGUCAGCACAUGCUCAAACAUCUGCACAAUGGUGCUCGGGUCACAGUACAGAUGCCUCCGAACAUCGAGGGUCACUGGGUCUCCAUGGGGUGUGAAGUUCGAUCUGGCCCAGAAUUUAUCACAAGAUCCUACAGGUUCUACAACAAUAAUACAUUCAAAGCCUAUCAGUAUUACUAUGGGAAUAAUCACUGUACAACCCCUACCUAUACUUUGGUUAUCCGUGGCAAGAUCCGUCUCAAACAAGCUUCUUGGAUCAUCCGAGGUGGCACAGAGGCCGACUACCAGUUACAUAAUGUGCAGGUCAUUCCUCACAGUGAAACUGUGGCUGAAAAACUCACGCGGCUGGUGAACCACACAUGCCACAGUUUUGUGCCGGGAGAUUUGCCUUGGGAACCUGGCAUCAGUUAUGAUUUAUGGAGAGAAGAAGGUGGCUUUAAAUGUACAAAAGCACUAAACUUUGCCAUGCAUGAGCUACAGCUGAUCCGAGUAGAAAAGCAAUAUAUGCAUCACAAUUUAGACCAUUUAGUGGAAGAACUUUUUCUUGGAGACAUCCACACUGAUCCCACCCAGAGGAUGUACUACAGACCAUCUAGUUACCAACCACCUCUACAAAAUGCCAAGAACCACAAUCAAAACUGUGUUGCCUGCAGAAUCAUUUCACGUUCUAAUGAGCAUCACCCACCAAUAUUGGCUCCAAAAGCAGAUCUCCCUUUUGGGCUGCAUGGAGAAUGGGUGAGCCAGAGGUGUGAAGUUCGACCAGAAGUUCUGUUCCUCACCAGACAUUUUAUCUUCAAUGAUAACAACCAUACUUGGGAAGGUUUCUACUAUCACUACUCUGAUCCAAUCUGCAAGCACCCUUCCUUCACUAUUUAUGCAAAAGGCCGGUACAGCAGAGGAGUGUACUCUUCCAAAGUCAUGGGAGGAACCGAAUUUGUGUUCAAAGUCAAUCAUAUGAAAGUGACCCCUAUGGAUUUCGCUACAGCUUCCCUUCUGAAUGUCUUCAACGGAGACGAAUGUGGGGCCGAAGGUUCCUGGAAAGUUGGCAUGGAGCAAGAUGUCACUCACACCAACGGCUGCGUGGCACUGGGAAUCAAACUCCCUCACACAGAGUAUGAACUAUUCAGGAUGGAACAAGAUAAUCGAGGAAGGUAUUUGCUUUAUAAUGGCCAAAGACCAAGUGAUGGCUCCAGCCCAGAUAGACCUGAAAAGAGAGCAACCUCUUACCAAAUGCCUCUAGUUCAAUGUACUUCUGCUCCUCUAAAUCCCGAGGGAGCCCACGAUGGUCAACAGAAGUCCCAAAGUAGAAAUUCUGCAGCUGGACACUUUUUCCUUUUUUUGUUUUCCAAUAUCUUUCUCUUGUUUAUUUGUACUUUGCUACAUUUGGAAAUUCUAAGCUAAAAAUAUAGAGACUUUCAACUGUUAAAUAUGGAUAACAUUGGACCAAGGAUUAUUUUUUUCUUUGAAGAAAGGACAUGUGUUUACUUGAUGCACUUGGAUGCCUGAGAACUAUUACCCUCAUUGUCAUUCCAUUCCCUUGUUUCCUCCUCCACCUUUUCCCCUGGUCGUCUUUUAAAGCAUUGGCUAAUUUCCUUUGAAGCUUGGUCUUUGAACUUCACCCAGGCUGACCCAGCCGUAUGAGACUGCACAUCAGUAAUUGCACUUUAGGACAGACAACUUCCUUUUCAUAUAUUGCUGGAGUGAAAAGCCAUUUACACACCAACGAAGCCUGUUUAUUGUCUGUGCCACAUUGCUGUUGUGGAGUUUUUGUGUAUAAAAUGUUCCCCCGAACAGUGUUGCUGAAAAUACUAGGAUAUAUUUUGUACAAUAUUGCAGUAUUUGAUCUUCAAAAUGUUUCCUGAGAGGACCUGGGUAUACUUUUCAGAAAGCAAAUGUAGGGCAGGGGCACACGGGCAGAUUCGGGGAGAUUUAGUCGCCUGGCGACUAAUCACCACUUCUGCGGGGCGACAAUCUCCCCGAACUGCCUUUUGCCUGCUAUAAUGAGAAAACGACAGCGCAAUGGCACUAGCAGCACUUCGAUUUCCGAAGUUGCCUCACAAGGAAACUUCGGGCGACUUCGGAAAUCUAAGCGACGCGAGUGACUUGGCGCAGACGAUUUUCAUUUAGCAGACGGAAGGCAGGGGGAAGGCAGUUCAGGGAGACCACGAAGAAGAGGCGAUUAGUCGCCAGGCGACUAAUUCUGCCCGUGUGCCCCUGCCCUAACUCAUGUAAAAGCUGUAAAUAAUCUGUGUAAUAUAUAAUGUUGUGUCAGAUGCAUUGAUUUAUAAUUACCUUAUAACUUAAGGCCAAAGAGAUUUUAAAUAUUGGAUAUAAAAACGUUUAAGUGCAUUGGAAAUGUCGCAUUAGUCCAGAGGUGCAAAACUGGUUGUUUGGACCAAAAAAUAAAUCACUGAAUUCUA